UACCUUAUCUAAAUCAUUAUCAAAACAAUCUGAGGGUUUCUUUGUUUUUUGUUGCUGUUUUCCCACUUGAUUCUUUCCUUUUCUGGAGAAACAGAUUAAGGGAAUGAUUUCUUGAUUUCUCAAAGCUUCCAUUUAGACGGAAUUUCUCGAUUUAGAAUUAGUGUAUCUUUUUAUACUACCUAUUUAGUUUUCAAUUUAUUUUUUCACCCUAAUCAUUUCCAAAGAAGUGGGUUUUGUUUCCUUAUUACUACUUCUCCAUUGAUUAAUGGAGAAACAGACUGAGUUCAUCAAACACCCUUUUCUUGGUUUCUGAUUUUGUUUCUUAUUACGGUGAUAUUUAUAUGUAACAGAUGAAGAAAAUGCAUCACUAUUUGCUAAAAACUUGCAUAACACCCUUUUCUUUGCUCUUUAUUCACCUGUAUGUAUGUAUUUAUUUAAUGUAAUAUGGGAAGGCAGCAUAAACGAUGUCGCAUUUUCUUGGAAAAGAAAGAGAGUUCAUUCAUGCGUUAGUUAAUCAGUUUUAAGGAAGCAUAGAAAAGUCUGUCUUCUUCUUUUUGGGUGUGGAUUCCCAUGAAACCCUAAGAUGGGGGACCAUUACUUUCCCUAACUACCCCCUACUCUAUGCCAAAAUAAACAGGAGUAACUUUUAUUCCAGAAGAUGUGUUUUUAUUUGAGGAAAACAUACAAAUUAAAUUAUUCACAUUUUGUGAAAAGGGGUGUAUGUAAAUCUAGUCACAAUCAAGUGUGAGAAAACAACAAGUAGCUGAAAAUGAUGUGGUGGAGUUAAGGGAUGCAAUAGAUGGGGAGAGGCAUUUUGUGGUCUUGGAUUAGAAGGGCUUGAGCUCUGUUUCUGUAUUUGAAUAGUUUUAAUAUACUUCUUUGUCUACUAGUGGUUCUUUGUCUCCAACAGCUCUGUUUGGUAAAGAUCUGAGUCCUAGUUACUUUUUUGCAUUCCAUGAGUGUGGAAAUUUACUAAAGCCAUCUCGUAGCUUCUUCCCCAAGAUGGAGUGGAAUGCAAAGUGGGACUGGGGAAACCUGGUAAUGUUUGGUUCAGAGGUCGCCAAAAGUCCAAAAGAACUACAAUUAACAGAUUGGGGAGUUGAAGAAGAUGGAGAACUUGAUGCUGGAUCCUUCAAUUUGUCGAGUGGUGGUAGUGGUAGUGGUACUGGUGGUUAUGUCUCUGAUGUUGGGUGUGGUUCUUCGAUCAAGAGCUCAAUAUCAGCUUCUACUGACUCUUCACCAAAGGAGGGCUUGAAAGCAUCCGACUUUUCUUUCGAUGGCUCUCCUGAGGAUCUUAGUAAGAAAGUGAAACCUUGCUCUAGAAAUUCACCCCCCAUGGAGGCUCCAGUAGGCUCUGUUGAACCACUUGUAGGUCUGAAACUUGGUAAGCGGACAUUUGAGACCAUCGGUGGUGCUAAGGUUUCAUCCUUCCCCGAUAAACACGUAUCAUCUGCUGCAGCAGCAAAGAAAACAAAAUCAUCUACUCAGAAUGCACCAACUCCACGCUGUCAGGUUGAAGGCUGCAACCUUGAUCUUUCAUCAGCUAAAGAAUAUUACCGGAAGCAUCGAGUUUGUGAAAAUCAUUCCAAAUGCCCAAAGGUCAUUAUAGCAGGUGUAUUACGCCGCUUUUGUCAACAGUGUAGCAGGUUCCAUAGCUUGUCUGAAUUUGAUGAAAAGAAGAGAAGCUGCCGCAGGAGGCUCUCUGAUCACAAUGCACGACGCCGCAAACCACAGCAGGAAACCAUCCAGUUCAACUCGGCAAGGCUUUCUUCAUUGUUUUAUGAUAGCAGGCAACCUAUGAAUCUUGUGCUCAACCAUUCCAACCUGGUUCAGUGUAGAGCUGCUGCAAAUUCUACCUGGGAAAGCACUGAAGAAACUAAGUUCAGUAUAACAAGAGGAUUAGCUCCAAAGCCUGAAAGAGAUGGCAGUACAAAUGGGCAGUCAUUAUUGCCAGGGAUCCAGUUUUCACGGGCCGUGGGUGCACACGGUAAUGUAUCUAGCUGCUUGCUCUUGCCCUCCAAGGGCCACACAGCCGAGGUUUUCAAUCGAGGUGCCAAGGAAUCCAUGUUCAAUAUGGGUACAGGACCGGAAUUUCCUCGUGCUCUCUCUCUUCUGUCAACUAAUUCAUGGGGUUCAUCCGAGCCUGAGACUGUUUCACUGAACCACCCAACACAUGCAAAUCAGAGCAGCAUGCCCGAGCAGAUGAUGCAGGCAAUUCCACAAGGUGUGCCGCUUCUGUCCUGUGAAUACUGGCAGGGUGAUGGACAACCUUCAUCCGAUCCUCGUGACCAUACAUUGGCUGCUAAUAGUCAUGCUGGUGGUAGCUUUCAGGGAAUCGAACUGUUCAAACCUCCAUUUGACACUGAUUUUUAUCUCAAUGCAUUGAACUGAAGGCAACAUCUGAUGGAUUUUCAGGAAAUUUGGCCAGCUCCCCGUUUUUGCUUUUUGACACGUUAAAUUUGGAUCAAGCAGGAGGUUUAUUAGUAGGCUAUUUCAAGCAGUUUGUUUGCCAUCUUAAAUUAGUACUGGUAUAUAAUAUAUAGGUUGGCCUUUGCAACUCCAAGAAAGUUUACUUAAUUUAGGCAGUGACAAGGGUUCUUAAGAAUUGUAGUUUCUUUAUUCUGCAACUUAGAACAUAACUGCACAGGCCCCGACUUCUGAAUGACUGUUUUGUCCAUUUUCUGGAGUGUUGACGAAUUAGUAUUUUGCUA
Nicotiana tabacum (common tobacco) is the source of this 2711-nucleotide messenger RNA. Lineage: Eukaryota; Viridiplantae; Streptophyta; Magnoliopsida; Solanales; Solanaceae. The record is from RefSeq and is a predicted model, not a curated record.